Messenger RNA from Sturnus vulgaris (Common starling), 1331 nucleotides. It is a transcript of the gene FGF23, whose product is annotated as fibroblast growth factor 23. Gene Ontology annotation, molecular function: growth factor activity. The record is from RefSeq and is a predicted model, not a curated record. Lineage: Eukaryota; Metazoa; Chordata; Aves; Passeriformes; Sturnidae.
AUGGAGCGGCGAGCCAUUCCCCAGGGCAUUCCCUGCAGCUCCCUGCUCCUGCUGCUCUGCAGCCUGAAGGCUUCCCUUGCCUUUCCCAACUCCUCUCCACUGCUGAGUCCCAGCUGGGGCAAUGGAGACCACCUGAUGCACCUCUACACCGACACAGAGAGGAGCAGCUUCCACCUCCAAAUCAACGCUGAUGGCUACAUCGAUGGCGCUCCUCACCAAACCAUCUACAGUGCCCUAAUGAUCAAGUCUGAGGGUGCUGGCUCAGUAAUAAUCACAGGUGUGAAGAGUGGACGCUACCUGUGUAUGGACAUGAAAGGAAACAUAUUUGGCUCGCAUUACUUCAGCCAAGAAGAUUGUGUAUUCAACCACAGGACACUGGAAAAUGGGUACGAUGUGUACCAAUCCCCCAAACACCACUUCUUGGUGAGCUUAGGGAGAGUUAAACAAGCCUUCUCCCCGGGUAUGAAUCCACCACCAUACUCCCAGUUUUUGUCCAGGAGGAAUGAGAUCCCUCUGUUCCGAUUCAACACCCCCGAGCCCCACAGACACACCAGGAGCGCAGACGUUGAUCCGGUAGAUCCUCACCAGAUCCUGGUGCCGCAGAGGAAGACCCCGGUGUUUGGCUCCCUGCAGCAGCAGCCAGCAGACUUUCCCCACAUGCCCAGGGAGCCCAUGAGGAUCAAUCAGAACGAUGUGGUGAACCCCGAUGAUCCCCACGCUAUGAUGGAGGCCAGGAGGUACCCAAGCCCCCGUUUCUAUAUCACAAGAUAACCGCAGCUCCUGCGCUCGCCAGGUGAAGAUGGACAAAAGAAGCUGUCUGUCACACCCAGCCUGAAUGCCAAAGUGGCUCUUAAAAACCUAGGACACAUUGGGAAAAGUUCCUUAGCUUCAAAUCUUGUUUUGUCAGUAAACUGCCAUCUGAAAGUACAAGCUGGAUUUUUCCAGCUUGGGCUCUACUGGAAAGAAGAUCCGUAUUUUGAAAAGCGUAACACAAACCAAAACCUUUUGGGGUCUGAAUCACCUUAAGUUUGCAUCAAUGAAGAAAACAAACAAAAAAGAGAAAUCUAUUUUAUGAAAUGGGAAACUGAUGUUAUGAAACUGAUGUAGAGACCUGGAACAUCCAAGAUUUCUGCAGAGACAGGGAAUCCUCUUACUAGCACCAUCCUGUCCAAGCACAGCAGACAAACUGCCAGGUGGUGUGUUAUUUUAUUAUACAAAAAUUACCAAUAUAUGUCAUGUAUCCAAUAUCUGAAGGGGCUACAAAGGAGCUGGAGAGGUGCUCUUCAUCAGAAACUGCAGAGACAGGACAAGGGGGAAUGGCUUCACCCUGA